Penicillium concentricum is the source of this 924-nucleotide messenger RNA. Its product is annotated as Aminoglycoside phosphotransferase. The transcript has 3 exons. Bases 1 to 924 code for a protein of 307 amino acids. Lineage: Eukaryota; Fungi; Ascomycota; Eurotiomycetes; Eurotiales; Aspergillaceae. The record is from RefSeq and is a predicted model, not a curated record.
AUGCUGUUACGCGAUUCAAAAUGGGCACUCAUCAAACAAGACCACAUUCUCAAUUCUUCAAAAGAUUCACUAAGUUGCCCACACCGGAAGCAGUACGCUCGCAGGCCAGAGCCCCAACAUCUCGCAGGAGUCUGCCCGGACGAUAGAAAAACCUUCUCGAUAACCGGCCCUCAUGUGCGACCACCACCUGUGAUAUUCAAGGAUCUGGGGCUGUUUGUUAAAUGGGGAAGCGCUGCGAGAAUUUCAGAGGGUCAGUGCCUCUAUGCUCUCGGCCAGCUCCUCAAAGAUAAUGUCCCGGUUCCGGAGAUAUACGGGUGGCGGGAGGAUGGCGGUCAAACUUUCAUUUAUAUGGAGUAUUUGCAUGCGCAGACUCUAGAGCAAGUGUGGGAUAACCUGGAACCUGGUGACCGCGUUUCGAUCUAUUAUGAGCUCCGGACAAUCUUUAGCAACCUUCGCCACCUUGAACAGAAGCCGGCAGAAUCAUUUAUAGGUAACAUUGCACAAGCUCCUCUGUAUGAUAGAGCUUUCCACGUCGAGUCUAUGCCCGAAGCAGGGCCGUUUAAUACCGUCCAGGAAUUCCAUGACUGGUUCACUUUCCUAUAUCGAAAACCAAUGUCAGAUCCAUAUUCUAUCCCAAUCGAACUGUUCCGUCAGGACCUGCCUGAUGAUAGUGAAAUCAAAUUUACGCAUAGCGAUCUCCACCGGAGCAACAUCUUGAUAACACGCUCUAAACCCCAUCAUGUUCUUGCACUCGUCGAUUGGGAACAGUCAGGCUGGCUACCUGUGUACUGGGAGGCCAGAAAGGCGCAGUAUACUGCUGACAAGAAUGACGAAUGGUCUAGAAAAUAUUUGCCAAUGAUUUUGUGUCAGUAUACUAGCACUUGGGAUCCAUGGGACUACUACACUACGGCCAUGGGAUGUUGA